This is a messenger RNA of Doryrhamphus excisus (bluestripe pipefish), 5116 nucleotides long. RefSeq names its product SEC31 homolog B, COPII coat complex component (gene sec31b). Gene Ontology annotation, molecular function: protein binding; structural molecule activity. Gene Ontology annotation, biological process: endoplasmic reticulum to Golgi vesicle-mediated transport; COPII-coated vesicle cargo loading; endoplasmic reticulum organization. The record is from RefSeq and is a predicted model, not a curated record. Lineage: Eukaryota; Metazoa; Chordata; Actinopteri; Syngnathiformes; Syngnathidae. Gene Ontology annotation, cellular component: COPII vesicle coat; endoplasmic reticulum exit site.
AGUCGGCCACCGUAGCUGAGGAUCGACACGGCAACGCUUGGCUUGGAUACCUGCGGCUAAACUAUUAGCUUGGCUGUGGCUAACGUCAAGUCACCGCUGGUGUGGGCUCUCCGGGCGGGAUUCAGGUUGUGCACUACUGUACAGGAAAAAUGAGGUUGAAGGAGAUCCAGAGGACUGCCCAGCAGGCUUGGAGUCCAGCCGGGCACCAUCCCAUCUGCCUGGCUUUAGGCACAUCAGCACAGCAGCUUGAUGCCUCCUUCAACACCACAGCGGCCCUUGAGAUAUUUGAGAUGGAUUUUGCUGACCCCUCCUUGGACAUGAAGCUAAAAGGCUCACUGUGCACCCCCAACAGGUUGCACAGUCUUGUAUGGGUUAAUUUCGGAAUGGGAGCAGAUGGCGCAGGGGGCAGGCUGGUCGGUGGUAGCGAGAACGGCACGUUAACCGUUUAUGACCCCGAGUCUAUUGUGGGUUCCGGAGCGGAGGCCGUGGUGGGACAGUGCGACAAACACGCAGGACCCGUGCGAGCGCUGGACUUCAACCCUUUUCAGAGCAAUCUACUUGCAUCCGGAGCGAAUGACUCAGAGAUUUAUAUUUGGGACCUGAACAACUUCAGCAGUCCUAUGACGCCAGGAGCGAAAGCACAGCCCACAGAGGACAUCAGCGUGGUGUCCUGGAACCGGCAGGUGCAGCACAUCCUGGCCUCUGCCAACCCCAGUGGCAAAGCCGUGGUGUGGGACUUGAGGAAGAACGAGCCCAUCAUCAAGAUCAGCGACCACAGCAACAGGAUGCACUGUUCCGGGAUGCUCUGGCACCCCGAUGUGGCCACUCAGCUGGUGCUGGCCUCAGAGGACGACCGCCUCCCCGUCAUCCAGAUGUGGGACUUGCGUUUUGCCACCUCACCUCUCAAAGUGCUCGAGAAUCACACGCGGGGGAUUCUGUCCAUCUCCUGGAGCCAAGCUGACUCUGAGCUCCUGCUCAGUAGUGCUAAGGACAACCGUAUCCUCUGCUGGAAUCCCAACACUGGAGAGGUCAUCUACGAGCUUCCCACAACCAACCAGUGGUGCUUUGACGUCCAGUGGUGUCCCAGGAACCCCGCUCUGCUCUCGACUGCCUCGUUCGACGGUAGAAUCACCGUUUACUCCGUGAUGGGAGGGAGCUUGAAGGCUCAGCAGCAAAGCACCGCAGAUAAGAUAUCUUCAUCGUUUGAUACAAUGGAUCCCUUUGGUACGGGGCAGGUUCUUCCUCCACUGCAGGUUCUUCAGCCUGCAGUACAGGACACCAUUGUCCCCCCUCUGAGGAAGCCCCCUAAGUGGGUGCGGAGGCCAGUAGGGGCCUCCUUUGCUUUCGGCGGUAAGCUGAUAACAUUUGACAACCCAAAGCCGACCCCGGUGCAGAGCCCCCAAGGCUCCCCCAGACAGGUGUUUAUCAGCCAGGUCACCACGGAGACGGAGUUCCUGCAGCGCUCCAGGGAGCUCCAGGUGGCCCUGCAGUCAGGCUCCUUCAACAGUUACUGCCAGGCCAAGAUCCACACCGCCAAGUCGGAGGCCGAGCAGGACAUAUGGAAGUUCCUCCUGGUGAAUUUUGAAGAUGAGGUUCGCAUAAAAUUCCUGAGACUCUUGGGUUUCAGCAAGGAUGACCUGGAAAAGAAGAUUUCCAAAUGCCUGGGUAAGAAUUUCCAAGCCAACGGACAUGCCGUGGACGCCGAGGACUUGGCCAAAAAGAUGUUGCAGCUUUCUGCUCAGAGGUCUGAAGAAGCGGAUGCAGCCGCUGAUGGCACGACAUCGGGCUCCGUUUCACCUGCUGACUUCUUCAACCAGAGUCCAAAAGAAAACUUCCACAUCCCGGUUUCAUGCGACACAGACGGAUUGAUAAGCCAAGCGCUGCUGGUGGGCAACUUUGAGGGAGCUGUGGAUUUGUGCUUGAGCGAUGGCCGCUACGCUGAAGCCAUCCUGCUGUCCAUCAGCGGCGGCGAGGAGCUGCUCAAGAAGACGCAGCAGAAGUACCUGAGCAAGCAAAAGAACAGCAUCUCCAUGCUUAUAUCGUCGGUGGUGACCCAGAACUGGAGAGACAUUGUGCAGAGCUGUGAGCUGGACAACUGGAAGGAGGCUCUGGCUGCCCUGUUCACCUACGCUUACCCAGAGGAAUUUGCACAUCUGUGCGAUACACUGGGGGGCCGUUUGGAGCGAGAGGGUACGGAGAAACGCUGUCUGCAGGCCUGUCUGUGCUACAUCUGUUCUGGAAACAUUGAGAGGAUGGCGGAGUGCUGGGCCUUGCACAGGGACUGCUCCUCUCCUCUCGGUCUAGAGGAUCUGGUCGAAAAAGUCAUGAUGCUGCGCAAGUCCAUCGAGCGCCUCCGCAACAGCGAGGUGGCGGUCCAGAGCCCCAUCCUGGCCGAGAAGUUGACCUGCUAUGCCGGCAUCCUGGCUGCAGAGGGCAGCCUGGCCACAGCCAUGGCUUACCUUCCUGAGAAUUCCAAUCAAGCCGGGAUCAAAAUGCUGCGAAACAGAUUAUUCCACGCUCAAGGAGAGGCUGCAGGCAGACGGCAGCCUGCAAACGCAGCCAAGCCCAACGCGGCCGCUCAUACUGCUGCACAGAAUGCACAGAUUAUGGAUCAGUAUCAGCCCCUUCCUUCUCAUCAUCAUCAUCAUCAUCAUCAACAGCAGCAGUCACCCAUGCCGACAUCAGCGGUGUUCAAGCCUCAAGUUCCUCCAAGUAGCUCCGAGCCAGGCCUGCCGCCCUCUUCUUACAUGCUACCCCCCAGUGGGACCCGCGCGGCCAUGAGACCCACGUACCCCCAAAAUCCAUCUACAGCCCCAGGUUUCGCUCCUCAUCAGCCAUUCCAGCCGGCACCCAUGGGCGCACUCUCGACCUUCACCCCCCCCGGCCCCUCCAUGCCUGCCGCCAACUUAUCAGGACCUCCGCUACAGCCCUCCUCCGCAGCUCCGGGGGGGCUCCCCCCCAUGCCCAGCCCAGGGGUUCCUCCGACGAGCUUUAUGCCUCCAACCUCCAUGCCGUCAGGUCCCUUGCCGACCGGCUCCCAGCCCGGAGCGCCGGUCCCCAUGUACCCCGGGGGCCUCCACAACCACGGGCCCAUGCCCCCCAUGGCAAGCGGUCCCUACGCCCCUAUCGGAUCGGGUUACCCACAAGGGGGACCCGGGGCUCCUGGUGCAAAGCCCUUUGCAGGCUCUGCCGUGGCUCCUUCACCUUCAGGAUUCUUUCCUUGGCUGAAUUCUCAGUGUGACGACCAAGCGCCCCAAGAAGGCUGGAAUGACCCCCCAGCGGUACGAGGGGGACCCAGAAAGAAGAAGCAGGUUCCUGACAACUACACACCACCCGCCCCCAUCACUGCCCCCGUCAUGGGCUUCCCAGGGGAGGCCCCUCAACAACACAACCACGCCCAGGUGCCCCCCGGAGCCCCACAGGAGCCCAGCGUGCAGCUCCUCCAGCAGCUUCCAGCAGAGAGAGUGGAGCAGAAGGAGAUCCCCCCCGAACACAUGGUGCUGAAAUCCACCUUCGACAGCCUGGUGCAACGGUGCCAGCUUGCAGCGGGGGACCCGCAAACGAAAAGGAAGCUCGAUGACGCCGCCAAGCGUUUGGGGUGCCUGUACGACAAGCUGAGAGAGCAGUCGCUCUCCCACAACAUCCUGAACGGCCUCCACGAAAUCGGGCGCUGCGUGGCGAGCCAGAACUACCAGCGUGGCCUGGAGGUCCACACGCAGGUGGUGAGCAGCAGCAACUUCAGCGAGAUCUCCGCCUUCAUGCCCAUCCUCAAAGUAGUCAUGACCAUCGCCAACAAGCUGGGCGUCUAACCGACCGCUUCGCUUCGCUUUUCUAUUUAUUUCCCUUUUCUUCAGUCAUGUUUCUUAAAAGAUCGCGCGCGGUGGGGGGAGGGGGGCAGAUGAAUGUAUUCUGAAAUCAAAAACUUACUCGAUGUACAAAAUGUGUGCUUCAAGCGAUCGGCGCGUUUUUGUAGUCCACAUUAUCAGACAUUGGAUGUGAACACUUUUCUAACGAGGUGGUACAUGCCUUGUAACCCUUGCGAGAGAUGUAGUGAAAUAUUUCAUGGUAAAAAAAAAAAAUAAUAAUAAUAAUAUAUUGAGGCGGCACGGUGGUCUAGGGGUUAGCGCACAGACCUCACAGCUAGGAGACCAGGGUUCAAUUCCACUCUCGGGCAUCUCUGUGUGGAGUUUGCGUGUUCUCCCCGUGCAUGCGUGGGUUUUCUCCGGGUACUCCGGUUUCCUCCCACAUUCCAAAAACAUGCUAGGUUAAUUAGCCACUCCAAAUUGUCCAUAGGUAUGAAUGUGAGUGUGAAUGGUUGUUUGUCUAUAUGUGCCCUGUGAUUGGCUGGCGACCAGUCCAGGGUGUACCCCGCCUUACGCCCGAAGACAGCUGGGAUAGGCUCCAGCACCCCCCCCCCGCGACCCUCGUGAGGAAAAAGCGGUAGAAAAUGAAUGAAUGAAUGAAUAAUAUAUUGACUGAUGCUCUUCACCGGCUGUCAUUAUAUUCAGUCAACUGUGUGCCAUCACGUCCUUUAGCCCCCCCCCCCCCUUUAUUUACCACUACUGGCUUGGGUGAAUGAUUCCUAGACGACUCUUCAUUCAUUCAACAUCUCUGCUUCAUCGCGGCCGUGUCUUCUCCUUUUUAUGUAAAGCAUUCUUACAACAGAUCCCAUAAAUAUUAAAUCAUUCUAGUCGGGGAUUUGUCGCAGGCUAGUUUGCUCUAUCACGGCAGCAGAAGGCGGUAAAGUGCCUCCUUGUGUGCUUGUUUUUUUUUUUUUUUUGGUUGCACAGAUGUUUAUAUAGUACAAUCCAUGUUGCUUAUUUAACUGUUUUUUUUUCCCAAAAUAAAAUGUACCUUCUUCGAUUCCAAGGCCAAAGUAUUCUGCAUGAAAGGUUUGCAUAGCGUUAUUGCGAUGCAGUAUGAGAGACUGUCAAAUAUUUGCAUUAAGGUGGAACUCUAUUUGGUAACAAAAGUGGGUGCAAAUGGGGCCAUUUGGUUGACCUCGUGUUAUCUUUCUUCAUUUAAUUCUUUCUUUCUUCAUUUAAUUUAAUUCUUUCUUUCUUAAUUUAUUUCAGACAUGCAUACUAUGUUACAUUAUUCUUUCUCACAUAUACAC